AUGUACAGCAACACUACUCAAGUGGAGAGUCAAAAAAUGCUGAGGAAGUCGUCUAGUGCUUCUCGCAGCGCGUGGAGCCUCUUGCGCACAGCGCUAGCUUCCUCAAAAAUGGAGGCGAAGAGGAAACUCGUUUUGACGAGGAGGAGGAUGGAAGAAUGGAAAUUGAGGAAGAGCAAGGGAUUGACACGAGCAGAGGAGUUCAUAGCCAAGAUCUACGAACAGAUGAAGCUGCAAAGGCAAAUUUCAUACCUUCAGUACAAUGAGAUGCUAAACCGAAGUGCGAGCUAAUCCCCGCUCAGCAUUAAUGAUUUUUGCACCAAAUUCCAUUAUUGUCAAUGCAUUUUUGUAGAGUCGCGGCACUUUGUAAAUAGUGCAAAGUUCACGAAAGUUUUGUUCAUUCUUUUCUACAGCUUUUUUCCACAAAAUUGCA
Messenger RNA from Syzygium oleosum, 430 nucleotides. RefSeq lists its product as uncharacterized. The transcript has 3 exons. Lineage: Eukaryota; Viridiplantae; Streptophyta; Magnoliopsida; Myrtales; Myrtaceae. Bases 1 to 288 code for a protein of 95 amino acids. The record is from RefSeq and is a predicted model, not a curated record.